This is a messenger RNA of Stegodyphus dumicola, 429 nucleotides long. RefSeq names its product secreted RxLR effector protein 161-like. The record is from RefSeq and is a predicted model, not a curated record. Lineage: Eukaryota; Metazoa; Arthropoda; Arachnida; Araneae; Eresidae.
AUGAGUGACUGCAGACCAGUUCAUACACCCAUUUUGAAAGAUAAAGUAGUUUACACAGAAGAAGUUAAUGAAACAGAUAUCCCUUACCGUGAAGCUGUGGGAGCAUUGAUGUAUUUGAUGAUGGGGACAAGACCUGACUUGGCAUACUCUAUUAGUGUUUUGUCACGUAAAUUAGAAAAUCCCUCUAAAGAAGACUGGAUCAAGGUUAAGCGUGUAUUUAGAUACAUUGCAAACUCCAAGCAAAAAUGCAUCAUUUAUAAAUCAGGCUAUAAACCAGGAAUUUUAGAAUGUUUUAGUGAUGCUGACUUUGUUGGAUGUAUUCAAACAGGCAGAUCAACCAGUGAAGUAAUAUGUUUGUAUGCAGGUGGAACAAUAUCUUGGUUGAGCCAAUGCCAAGGCCAUGGUUGCAACAUCAACUACAGAAGCUGA